AUGAACGAGACCUAUUACCAGCCUGCAAAUGUGUUUCGGCAGCCUGCCAUAUUCGUUAAAAAAAGCGAAAGCCGGCCAAAUUCGAAAUCACUUGGAAUUGGCACGCAUCGGAAAUCCUGGCAGAAUAACGUCGCGCGACUCGGUUCCCCUUUGCUCAGAAAGGCAUCCAGUGAUAUGAACGAUUAUUAUACAACCCAACAAUUGCAAAGCGAAUACUGGGGUGUAAAUGCCCCCAUUGGUUCCCGCGUCACUUCGUUGUCGUGUUUAGAAGACAAAAUCUUGGUCUCAAAUUCAAACUCCACCGAAAACUUAAAACUGUAUGAACUCAACCAGGGAAGUAGCAAAAGCACACUGCGUACUUUGCAAGUCAUCAGUGUGCCAGAUAAACCGCCCAUCGUGACCUGCCUGCUGCCGGACAGCUUCAAGUCUACAAGCACAAAAUUUAGCCAAAACGACGAUUGCAUGAUCCUGACAGGUAAUCAGGACGGGUACGUGGACCUGAUAACAACAUCGGCAACGGAAGGGAACGCUAAAAUUGUGAAAAGAUUCAAUCAUGGCAAGUACCUUAAAUCUACGAAUCAACAAUCGCUGGACGCUUGGCUUAGAACAAAAAGAUCUUUACCGAUUCGGCAAUUACAACCUUGGAACGAUCAAGGGUUUAUGUCCAUUGUGAACGAAACUGUUUUCAUUUACGACCUCAAUCACCACCGUUCACCUCUGUAUUUGCAAAGUUUUAACGGAUUAGAAGCCGCUGCACACCACGUAAGCAAUCCUCACUUAUUGUCCCUUGUUGGAUCGAGAUUUGGUGAGAAUGGUAUUUCCUUGCUGGAUCUUAGAAGUGGACAAGGCUAUGGCAACUUGUAUUCACCCGAUAUUGGCGACUCGACAAAUCAUUCCAAAUCGACUCGAUGCACAUGGCUAGACGAAUACACGAUCGCCAAUACAGUGGGAAAUUGCGUAAAACUCUGGGAUGUUCGAGCUCCAGGUGCCAAAUGCACUAUCAAGGGCCAUAAGGGUUCCAUCAAUUCGCUUCAAUACCAUUCCGAGUUGAAACGACUUUAUACCGGCGACGAUCAGGGCUAUGCAAUAGCAUGGGACCUGACGAAUCUGGAGAAUGUUUCAGAGUGCCGGUUGGCAAAUGGUUUCCAAUCAAUAUUGAGUGAAAAGAUCAGUGAGCUCAAGCAAUGUGGUAACAUUGUCGUGACACCCGAUUCAUCUCACAUUAGUCGUGACAGGGAGAACACGAUCGGACAUGCCAGAUGUUCUAAUUUCUUGAGCACGACUGAUGACGGAUCUUUAAUAACAUUGGAUUCGGUCGAAUUAGGGUUACAUUCGAUAAGAGAGGUCGAAAGACCAAUUUCGAUCCCAGUUUCACAGAAACAACCUGAAAGCGCUUCAUAUACGCAUUAUUCCACUGGUGAGGCAGCCGAUUCUGACACGACACUGCAUCAGGAUUCCUUGGGGUCAACAUGGGAAGAAACUUCCGAUGGAACAGUCGAUAUGUGGGAAUUUCAAACUCCGGUUCAGAACACUCAAGGUUCCAAAGUAAACAGUCCCCGAGGCCACAAGGCUCAUAAUCCAAGUCUCUAUUCUUUGACGGACAAUUUACUCAGUGGUUCCACAAUUUAUGACCAAACUUCCAUAUUGAAUGUAGACAUCCUUGUAUAA
Messenger RNA from Lachancea mirantina, 1668 nucleotides. Lineage: Eukaryota; Fungi; Ascomycota; Saccharomycetes; Saccharomycetales; Saccharomycetaceae. The record is from the annotation of a GenBank genome assembly.